Messenger RNA from Brassica oleracea var. oleracea, 654 nucleotides. Its product is annotated as putative BTB/POZ domain-containing protein At2g40440. Lineage: Eukaryota; Viridiplantae; Streptophyta; Magnoliopsida; Brassicales; Brassicaceae. The transcript has 2 exons. The coding region runs from base 1 to 600 and encodes 199 amino acids. The record is from RefSeq and is a predicted model, not a curated record. Gene Ontology annotation, molecular function: protein binding.
AUGGCCGAUCAUCAAAGGAACAUGGAUCUUUUCCAUGAUGGUCUAGCGAAGAUCUUUAAAGAACAAUGGCACCCCGAUGUACUGUGUUUAGCUGGCGAGGAUGAUCACGAAGAUCCUAUCCCCGCCAAUAAAGUUAUUUUGGGAGCAAGAUCAGACGAACUCAGAGAGCUUUUUGAUGGUGAUGGUAAAGAGAAGGAGACGAUCAUUCUCUACGGAAUGAACCAUGAAGCGCUAGAGGUUUUUAUCGAGUUCAUGUACGUUGGAAACUCCAUACAGUACUCCGAGAAGUUGAAGAAGCAUGCAAGGUCGUUAUAUUUUGCAGCUAAUUUGUACAGCAUCCCCUUAUUACGAGAUCUAUGUAGGUACCAACUUAUGUCUUCACUUAACAUUGGGAAUGCUCUUGAUAUUUUUGAAAUCUCGAAAGACGAUCCUCGUGAGAAAACCCUCCACGAUGAAGCUCGGUGUUAUGUCAUACGUCACAUGAAGGAGAUUGCUUUUACUAGAGAGUUUAAUUCGUUCGUGAAGAGAAACACAAGUUUAACCGUGGAGCUAAUUAGGGUUCUUGCAAUAAGAGGGGAUAGAACAUACCCCAAAAGAUAAGAAUAAGAUUUUACUGGUCCGCUACGUAUAAUUUACUCGUCCAGAGCUUUAAUG